Messenger RNA from Mauremys mutica (yellowpond turtle), 2153 nucleotides. RefSeq names its product COMM domain containing 4 (gene COMMD4). The record is from RefSeq and is a predicted model, not a curated record. The transcript is spliced from 4 exons. Lineage: Eukaryota; Metazoa; Chordata; Testudines; Geoemydidae. Bases 759 to 1406 code for a protein of 215 amino acids.
UCAGACUGGAAAUAAGGUGUUUUAACAGGGUCAUUAACCAUUGGAACAACUGCCCAAGUGCUCUCCAUCACUGGCAGUUUCUAAAUCCAGAUCUGAUCUGGUUCAAACAGGCAUUAAUUCAGGGGCACCCAGUGGGCUGUGUUACACAGGUCAGGCUGGACGAUCGAGGCCAGAUGGGACCAUGAUGUGAAAUGCCGGGUUUGGUUUUCAUGGAUGAGAUGACCCUGGCUGAGUUGCCGUGCUGUGGCUCGGCCCUGUCUUACCACCACUGGCCUGGUUAUUGUGCGGUGUUAACCUUAGGCUUUGGCUGUACAAAUGGUUAGUUUUGGCAAGCCAGGGUGUAAAUCUGCCAUGCGCUAGGUGCCUGGGUGGACUCUGCUCCACACCCUGAGUUCUGCCGCACGUCUGGGAGCUGCCCUGCUUGGAAACAGCAGGUGAAAGUGCCCUAGGGAGCUGUUAGUCCGCGGCAGCAGGGUCCUCACGGACAGUGCGCAGCUGGCUAAGGCAGGGUAGCUUUACACCCCGGCUCGCCACGAGCUAAGUGUGCGCUUAGACAGGCCCUUACGCCUCUGGCCCUUGGCCAUUAUUAGUAUUUGGAUCCCUAGCAUCAAUCGAUUCUAGUUAGACUUAACCCCUGCCAGUCCCAGGCUUGUUGAAAUCCUAACCUGUUUUGACCCCUGCUGGUUGCAUUGACUCCCCCCUCCCCAACACACACACAGUCCCCUGCCCAUCACUGCUUCUUACCCAGGUUGGUGACAAUGAGCCCAGCUCUUUCUGCCUGUUUCCCUGCUGCCCCUCGUGGCCCAGUGCGAGGUGGCGUCUGUCCGUGCACCCUCUCUAGUCUCUUGCAGACGAUGAACUGCAAAGGGCAGGCCACAGCAAGGGCUGUUGGAUCCUACGUCAAUUUUACGGGUCUGUCAAAGCUGCCUCCCUGCAGGGAAGAGCCCUGCUGCCAGGCAGAGUCCCAAAGGUUUCUCCUCUCUCCAGAGUCCGGGGACGUGAAGGCCACUAUUGCCGUGCUCAGCUUCAUCCUCUCCAGUGCAGCCAAACACAGCGUAGGCAGCGACUCUCUGUCCAGCGAGCUGCAACAGCUGGGGCUGCCCAAAGAACAUGCCACAGGAUUGUGCCGGUCCUACGAGGAGAAACAGAGCCCCCUGCAGGACAGCCUGAGGACACGCAGCCUGAGAUUGAACCAUCUGGACUCUGUGUCCUGGAGGGUGGAUCAGACGCUCAGCUCCAGUGAGCUCCAGCAGGUCAAUGAGCCCCUUGUGCACCUGAAGUUCACGGUGCGAGACGGGGACCGAGGCGUGACGGAGCCCUUUGCCAUGACCGUGUCUGCAGAGAAGUUCCGGGUCUUACUGGCAGAGCUGAGACAGGCCCACGCCAUGAUGAAAACUCUCAGCUGAGGAGCCGGGAGGACGGCAGCGAGCGUGGAAGGAGCCGGCUGAUUGUGCUGCGGCCCGUCGGAGAGUCUGGUGGGUGCGGUUCCUCCGCUGGGGAAGCCCCUUGCUGCACACAGCCGCAGACACCGCCUGGGCAGAGGUUGGACUGGGCUCUCUCCUCCCUUCUCAGACCCCUGCAGCUGAAACUGACGACUGCUCUUCCCACUCUUCCUGGCUACUGUCCCCCUCGCCCCCUCUCCAGCUCUCUUGCUGUGAAGCCUCCUGCCCGCCCCUCCUCCAUCCUGCCCACAAGCCCUUGUGCUUCCAGGAGCCCCACCCCAGGAUCCGUCCCCAGAGCAAUGGUGGAUGGGAGCUUGGUGGCUUCUGCAUCUGCUAAUGAGAUCUCCACCUCGAGACCAGCUUCUGCUCGGGGUUCCCAUAACAAAGGCGUCCAAACCCAUGAGCCGUGCCACCGUGUAACACACACGCCUCCGGAGAACACCCAGGCCUGCCGGCUGGAGGCUGCUUUAACAGUGAGAGACCCUGACGUCCCUGCCCAGCCCUUUGUUGGUGGCUCUGUUCCUGAACAGCUGCAGGGAGCUGAUCUGUCCUUUUGCUUCUGCCUGAAUUGUCUCCUGUGCCUACUCCAGGGCAGGCACUUGGGCUCCCAUGUCUCUUCUGGAGACUAGCGCGCUGCAGCCCACCAAAUGCUGCGGCUAGGCCAGCUCCACAUCACCCGCUGACUGAACUCCUGCAGCAAUCCAGGAUGGC